UUCUGAUCGUGGUGAAAAGUUCAAGAUUUUCCUUAGUGGCAUCCAUUCUCCACAGUUUUCUGAUCUAAUUUAUGGCUUCAAAUGAAGCAUCGAUCGAAGAUUUAAUAAAAUUAUUGACGGAAUUCUAUGAUUCUUCAACCAGUCCAUCUCGACGUCAGGAAAUACAGAUUAUAUUAGUAAAUUUCGAAACCUCUGCUAAUGCUUGGUAUCAUGCAAUGUGUUAUUUAUCCAUGUCUAAAAACCAAUACGUAGUUCUGUAUUGUUUAGGCGUUGUUGAAACGACUAUUAUUCAUCAGUGGCCACUUCUUUUAAAAGAUGAUAAAUUAAAAAUGCGUUCAUUUUUAAAAGAUUAUCUUAGUAGAAACUGUUUGGAUCAGCCUAACUUCCUGUUAAAAAAAGCCGCAAAAUUGCUAUCACUGACUGUUUGCUUUGAUUGGCCUGAUCAAUAUUUAGAUCAUAUGGAAUUUCUUAAAACUCAUAUUUUCAAUGAUUCUUUGAACACUUUAAUUGGUCUCAGGACAUCGUUGAUGGGUCUAUAUUGUUUCAAGUCUACGUAUGAAUCAUUUCUAAAUCCACCAGAAAUGAUAAAUUAUUCAAAGAAAACUGAACUUCAAGAUUUUUUACGUAAAGAAACUACUGCAUUCUGCGGAUUACUGUAUUCAUUUACUUCACAUAUAUGUAAUAAUAUUGGUUGUGGAGAUGUAAUAAAUUUGUCACAGUCUUAUCUGUCGAGUCAAAAUCCUCAUUUGCAGCAAAAUAGUCAGCAUUCUCUUUGGCAACCACUUCUCAUUUUUUUGGAAUCUUUAGCCAAUGAUUGUUUAACAAAUUCUGGGACUCGAUGUUACACAUUGAUUGAGUGUUUCGAAUGUUUACAUGAAGUAUUAAAACUGUGGCCUGGUCAACCCGAUCUCUUGGAAGAAAUUCUAACAUCAGUAUUUCUUUUCUCAUUGAUAGGAACUCCUCAAUGUUUAUCAGCCUGUGCUGAAGCAGAGGUAGCUCUUGCGUUAUCACCUAAUGACUGUGAUCUCCUCAGGUUAAUUGGUUUGACCGCCCUGACUUGUUUACACGAGUUGGUUGAAAAACGAAACGUGGACAGUUUAAUGAAAUAUCAAUCUAGUUUUGUCUUUCAAUUUAUCACUUGCCAUCUUAACUUAGCUAGUGGUCGUAUUGUACUGAAAAAAAUUUCCACACAGAAUAAUGAAAAUAAAUUCAACAAUAAUAAUCAUGAUAUUUCUAGUGCUCUUGCAAUGGACAGACAAAAACAGGCUAAAUGUGACGAUUUUGAAAUGAAAUUAGUCGAAAUUAUUCGUUGUAUACUACCAAGUUGUCUUAAAUUUGUUUAUGAAAAAAAUAAUUUGAAUAAUAAGUUUUCAAUGAAUGAUUUAACCAUGUUUUUACAAGCUUUUCAUGAAUUUACCUUUUUCACAUCGAAUUUCGACACAUAUUUAUCUUGCAUUAAUAUUUGGUCUAGUGUAUUUGAGUCUCUUCAAUUUUGUAUGUAUCAAUCAUCUAGUUGCUUGAUGUCUAAUUCAAAUGUACAUAGAAUACUCAUUGAAUUCGGGAAUGCUUUAUUUUCUAGGCUUUUUUAUAGUGAGUCCUCGGUUUAUUUAGAUACGUUGGAUUAUGAUAUAUUUGAAAAUGAUGAAAUGUCAUAUAUGCCCUACCCGACUAACGAUGAGAAUAGCUUGUUGUCAAUUGUUUUUCCAGAGGAAUCUCAUACAAAUAAUUCGCAAAAAACUGAACCAUGUGAAUAUGUGAUAUUUAUUCGUGAAAGUUUAUCAACAUUUCAUCAUUUAGUGGAUUUAUUACCUCAUGAUUUUACUGCACUACUUUUCCAAAGAUUUCAAUGCAUUUUAAAUGAAUAUACUUCGCUAGUGAAUUCAACUGGUUUACUAUCGAAUGUAUUUAAUUACCCUAAGGGUCAGCCAGUCUAUCGUGUUCAUUGGAUUUUAAGAGAUUUUGCUUCAAUUGUACAGGUGAUUGGUUUUAUGUCUGAAAAAUUUUGUUGUGAAAAAUAUCAAGAAUGUGGUCAACAAAUUUUACGUGCUCUAAUGUAUUGCUUACGUUUAAAUAGUGCAAUUUUUCCUGCUCUUCAUAAUAUUACCGAGCGUCUUAUACGACUAAGUUUUGUUGAAGUCAUUGUUCAAGUAUUGCUUGUAUGGCGUGCUUUAAUUGUUUCCGGUUCUAUUGGAUUUAAUGUGGAUUCUACUAAUUUAUCACAUGAUAAAAUUUACCUCCCAUCCACUGAAUGUGAAUAUUUCUAUUCCGAACUUAUGGAAAUCUUUCAGUGUUUUCUUAAACCUCUUAAAGAUACCACAUUGUCCUCUUUCACUAUAAUCUCUUCAAGAAUUAUCUAUAGUUGUGCUCAAUUAUUCAAGUGUUUAUUUACAUCAUCAUUUCGUGAUAUACGCCCACCAAGCUCAAUUAUAUUCAAUGUAAAUUCUAGAACUUUUACCAUAUUUAACAGCAUAUUUGAUUCUAUCUGUGAACAAAAGUAUCCAAUAUCAAUGGACUAUCAUAUAUUAAAUUCUUUAGUGUCUGCAUUUUUAUUUUAUUUAUCUUCUGAAAAUGAGACAUCUCAUUUAUGUAACUAUGAAAAUACUAAUAAUGAACGUAACAAAUUGUCCUCUAUACGAGAUUCAUUACUGAAUCGAUUAAUUGUACAAUUAUUUCUGCCUAAUUUAGAUCAGAAUAAUUUCGAAAUUGCUCAAAAACAACAUAUCACAUAUUUAAGUCUACUCAAUCAUUCUAUAUUAUCUCUAGAAAAUGCUAAGAAUUCCACUCGUCAACUUGUCUAUACUGUACUAACUAACUCAGGUCUAAUGGAUAAUCUAGUCAGUUGUUUAUUGAACAAAAUUUUAACAUGUAACUCUUCUUGUUCAAUAAAUUCAAAUCCAGACAUAAAAAUAAAGUUUUGUACAGCCUAUUUAAUAUUUUUAGCUACAUUUGUUCGGAUUUUAUCUAUUUCUAAUAAUUCUUUAUCAUCAAUUCCACAAUUAAUUGGUCAAAUAAUUCAUUCACUACGUGCAACCUCAUCAUUGACAACUGUAUCAAAUUCUUUUUCAAUUACUGUCAUUGGUCCAGUAAUUGAUAUAUUACUAUUAAUAACACAUCAUAAAAUAUUUUUGCCAAUUUUACAAGAUACAUUUGAAUUAUGUAUCUGUGUUUUCUUGCCUAUCUUGUCAACUAUUCCAAAUGCAGUGUAUACUGAUAAUGUACAAAGUAUACAUCAAUUAAUUAUGAAUGCAUGUGCAAAUAAUAGUCAAUUAGUACAACAAUUAUUCAAAUUGAUAUUUACAAUUUUAUCGAAUAAUUUCUCUUUCUUUUUUACACGUAAUCAUUUGGAUACAAAUACUAAUACAACUACAACAAUUCUACAACGUUAUACAUUAAAUUGUCCGGAUUUAUUUCAUCGUCUUAUGUUUAUCUUUUCUAGUGUAUUACAUGCGGAACAAGUGAAUUCUAGUUUAGUGAAAUUUAUUAUUGAAAAAUUAAUUGAUUUAAAUGCAUCACAUAAAUUAUUCGAUUUAUAUGAUUUCAACAAAUCAUGGUUAUCUGUAUUUACAACAUCUAUAUUAAAUUUAUUAAUUGAUAAUAAACAUAAUUCAUGUAAAGAUACACUAACAGAAAGUUUAUAUUAUUUUGCUGCAUCAUUUACACAUUUAUCUUGUUCUCAAACUAAUAGCGAUAAUAGUAGCGAUAAUAACAAUAAUUCUAAUCAUCAUUCUAUCAUCAUCAAUAAUAGUAAUAAUAAUAAUAACGAACACCACCAAUCUAAUGGUUUACUUCACUUUGUUCAACAUUUCCUUCCAUCAUAUUUGAAUACAAUACAAAAUUUAGACAAUAGUCAACGUGUCUCAAUUUUAUCCUGUUUCUAUGAUACAAAUCAAAGAGAAUUCUAUGCAAACGAUAUUACAGUAUUUAAUCAUUGCAUAGAAUUACUCGUUUACAAUAUACGAUAUUAUAGUACUAUUAAUUCGGGAAUGACAACAGUUUCAUUGGCAAACUCUCAUGCGUAGUUCCUGUUUUUUUGAAUAUGCCAACAAACUGUUGUGCUCUUUAGUCGUGUAGAAUUACACUUGUUAUAUAGCUAGCUCUAUCAGUGAAUUCCUCUACCAAUUUUUCUAUGUGGAUCGUCACUAAUCACCGGUUAUUUAAGCUGUGAGUUAUUUCCUUCUCUUUUGUUUUUUUGUUAUUGAAAGUUCAAUUUUUUUUUCUUUUUAAUUAACACAUUUUACUUAAUGCAUUUGCUGUACACACAUAAACACACACACACAAGUACUCUUAAUUCUAUUUUGUUAUUGCUAAUUAUCUGCAUAUUCAUUUUCAAUAACAACAAAAAUUUGCCUUUGAUAUUGAUUAUAUUUUUCUUUCUACUUAACCUUUAUCUUAUUAUUAUUAUUAUUGAUCGAUCAAUUUGAUUGUAUUUGUAUUUUUUAUGACUUGAAUUUUGUAACAUUGUUAGUCAAUUAGUCAAGUGAUUUAUUUAAAUGCACCACGUCACAAUCUGGAAAGUCAAAUAAACACAACAGCUAAGAUAACACCGACAACAGUGACAACAGCAACAACAACGACAACAAUCGGGUUUCAACAUUCUUUUUCCUUAUUUCUGUAUUUUAUUAUUUGUUUGUUUAUCUCUUUACACUGUUUUGUCACA
This is a messenger RNA of Schistosoma turkestanicum, 4657 nucleotides long. NCBI's taxonomy places the organism in Eukaryota, Metazoa, Platyhelminthes, Trematoda, Strigeidida, Schistosomatidae. The record is from the annotation of a GenBank genome assembly.